Messenger RNA from Bubalus bubalis (water buffalo), 4743 nucleotides. It is a transcript of the gene DFFA, whose product is annotated as DNA fragmentation factor subunit alpha. The transcript has 6 exons. Lineage: Eukaryota; Metazoa; Chordata; Mammalia; Artiodactyla; Bovidae. The record is from RefSeq and is a predicted model, not a curated record. Gene Ontology annotation, molecular function: deoxyribonuclease inhibitor activity. Bases 98 to 1087 code for a protein of 329 amino acids. Gene Ontology annotation, biological process: apoptotic process; apoptotic DNA fragmentation; regulation of apoptotic process.
CUACAUUUCCCGGCAUGCCGUGAGGGAUGGAAUUGGGGAGGACUCCCGCGCCCCCGCCACCCUGACUUCUAGUCGGUCUGGUCCCACCCUGAAGAGGAUGGAGGUACCCGGCGGCCCUGCAGCUCCGGAACCCGGCGAGAUCCGGGCUCUAAAGCAGUGUUUGCUGCGCCGCAACAAAAGCCGGGAACAGCACGGCGUGGCGGCCUCUUGCCUCAAGGAGCUGAGGAACAAAGCUUGUGACAUUCUGGCCAUUGAUAAGUCCCUGGCACCAGUAACCCUAGUCUUGGCAGAGGAUGGCACCAUAGUGGAUGAUGAUGAUUACUUCCUGUGUCUUCCUGCCAAUACUAAGUUUGUGGUAUUGGCUGGGAAUGAGAAGUGGACAUACAAUUCAGAUGGAGGUACCGCUUGGAUUACCCAAGAGUCCUUCGACAGAGAUGAAACAGACAGCGGGGCAGGGUUGAAGUGGAAAAACGUGGCCAGGCAGCUGAAGGAAGACCUAUCUAGCAUCAUCCUGCUGUCCGAGGAGGAGCUCCAGAUGCUCAUUGAUGUCCCAUGUUCGGAGCUGGCUCAGGAACUCGGCCAAAGUCAUGUGGCAGUCCAGGGGCUCCAGAACACCCUCCAGCAGGUGCUUGACCAAAGAGAGGAAGCCCGUCAGUCCAGGCAGCUCCUGGAACUUUACCUUCGGGCUCUGGAGAAGGAAGGUGGCAUCUUGUCGAAGCAGCAAGAGUCCAGAGCUGACCUUGGGGACGAGAGGGAUGCUGUUGACACAGGCAUUAGAGAGAGCUCCUCGGAAGUUACACCUGCGAGCCAGAUCCUCUUGGCCCUGAAGGAGAAACCUGCCCCAGAGCUGAGUUUAUCUAGUCAGGAUCUGGAGUUGGUUGCCAAGGAGGACCCUAAAGCACUGGCUGUUGCUUUGAACUGGGACAUAAAGAAGACGGAAGCUGUUCAACAGGCCUGUAAUCAGGAACUUAGCCUACGCCUCCAGCAGGUGCAGAGCUUGCGUUCUCUGAGGAGCAUUUCAGCAAGGACGAGUUCACUGCCUGGAGACGUGGAGAACCCCAAACGAACCAGACGAGACCCCAUGUAGCUGGUGGCCAGCAACAUGCCAAAGAAAACCUUGGGUUGCGUGUCAGUGUCAGUAAAUGCCUUUAGCCUAGUCAUUAUAGCUACUUACAUACUCCUCUGCCCCCUGCCUUUCAGAAUGUUCUGGAACAGACUAGAAGAUGGGCUUUGGGUCUUCUUCAGAAAAGCCAUUCCAGCUUUCUUUACAUAUUGAACCAUAAGGCUGCACCAGCUCCUCUAAUUGCAAGUUCAUAUGUUCUCUGUGUAUAGUAGUUGUGAAGGGCAUGGAAUAGAAGCUGUCGUGUUUCAGACCAACUAUCCUUUUUUUUUUUGUCUUUUCCUUCUACAUCAGACAAAUGAUAUAUCUCUUUUCAUGAUAUAAUCUAUGCAACCAUCAUAGUAAUGAACCUACUAUUCUUUUCCUUUUUUUUUUGAUGUGGACCAUUUUGAAAGUCUUUAUUGAAUUUGUUCCAACACUGCUUGUGUUUUAUCUUUUGGUGUUUUGGCCCCAAAGCAUGUUGGAUCUUAGCUCCCUGACCAGUGAUCAAACCUGAACCCCCGGCGUUGGAAGGCAGAUUCUUAACCACUGGACCAUCACGGAAGCCCAGAUGCACAAUUCUCAUUCUAAAGAUGGAACUGCAGAAUUUUAAACACAAAUAAUGGUAGAGAAGGUGAUGCAUCAAUGUUGAUUAUGGUCACAAACUUAUUUCUCAAGUUAAUGAAUUUUUUUGUUUGUUUAAAGGCACAUAUUAAAUUUGCAGACCAUAGGGACAUACAGAGAGUCUAAUUUACCAUUUCUAAUAUCUAAUUCAGUAUUGUGAAAUUAUAUCCAUUACCACUGUGAAACUUUCCAGUUUUCUAAUAUGUUUUAUCAGCAGGGGAUAUAAAAAGGUCGUUAAAUCAAUCUCUGUGAGAUACGACUCCAGGUCUCUCUGGGUGCAGAACAGAGACUUCUGGUUUAUAUUCCUCUUGUUUCUGUGCUAACUUGUUCUUCAAGUUUUGUAAUCUACAAUGCAAUUUCUCUUGCAGGGAAAAAGAUAAUUAGUUAUUGACUUAUUUGACUUACUUUUUAAGCAUACUUAGAGGAAAAUGGAAUACUGUUAAGAAUACAUUGGCUAAUUAUUAAAUAAAGAAAUGUAACAAUAAGUCCUAAGGUGAGGCAGAGAUGCAAAAAACAAACAGAACAAAAAGAGCUAUUGGCUUCUCCUAUGACCUUCCUCAAGGAGGGAUCAGGUCUACUCAGCAUACUCCUACUAAUGCCUUAUGCCAUUGGUUCUCACUUGCCCCAAUAUUUUCUUUUUUAAUAGCAUAUUUUAUAAUGCUUUCUUAAUUAUCCUUAAAUGAAAGCCAGAGCUGAUAACCUACCUACAUGUAUACCUUCAUCAACACAAUACCUCCAAAUGGAAACAAAGGAAAAUAAUUUUCAAUAAGAUGGUCUGUAUCCAUCUCAGUAUGCCCUUUUCUGUAGAUGACCAUCAAAAGGCAUAAGGAAGCUCUCAGGUGCUUAUCCUUACAAUUGAAUUACCUUGAGUUUGUUAGAAGCAGCCAUGCAUGGUACAUAGUGAUUGGUGACUCAAAUUCCACAAGCAGCAUCGCCCUUCAUAAUGGGAGUUCCCAAAACAGUGACGUUCUGGGCAGUAUACCACAUCUGUCCUUGAUUUACAAGGUGGCUGCAUUCUUGAAAAAGCUAGGGAAUGUUAAAACUGGAAAAAAUACUCUGUAUAUAAAACAGAAUUAGGUUUGGGGCUGAUUUGGAAUGGGUUUUCAUUCCUGUGAACAGCCAGCAUGACAUGAAAGUCAUGUGGUGGCAGUGGGAGGGUAGACACGUGGGAUGUGGGAUGAUAAUUCACUAUGUUGAACUGUCCUGUGCUUUGCAGGAAGAGUAGCAGCCUACCUCCCACCCCACCAUUCAGUGUCAGUAGCAGCCUCCAGGUACUGAGACAGUUGACAGGAGCCCCCAGGUUCUCAAAAUGCUCCUGGAGGGGCAGUAAUGCCAGUUGAUUUUUAUGACAGUUUGCAGUCAGCUCUGUGCCAGCACCUACUACACUGGAGCCUCAAAACUGAGUGAGCUUAAGAGGGUGUGGCGUGCCAGCUCUCAUUUUGUACAUGAGCAAAGUCGUGCUCAAGAAGGAUCAGUGACUUGCCUCAUAUCAUAAGGCUAAUUGGAGGGCCAGGGUUCAAAGUCAGGUCUUUUGGCUUUAUUUUGGUUUGAGGUUUUGGUCUUUUGGCUAUACCACCCAGCUUGUGGGAUCUUAGUUCCCCAGCCAGGGAUUGAACUUGGGCCCUUGGCAGUGAAAGCACAGAGUCCUAACUACUGAACCACCAGGAAUUCCUAGGUCUUCUGGUUGCAAUCCUGGUGUUCUUUCCACUUACUUGUAUUUUCUCUUAAGUCUACAUACUCUUUUACUCUACAUCCAGAUCACUGGUUUUGUUAAUUUGUAGUUCAGUCACUCAGUCAUGUCUGACUCUGUGACCCCAUGGACUGCAGCACACCAGGCUUCCCCGUCCUUCCCUAUUAUUUUGUUUUGUUAAUACCAGAAUAAUAAGUUGAAUUCAGCUCCAAAUGAAAAAGACCUAAUAUGUUUGCAACAUGAUUGCUAAAAGAUUUCUAAAUGUAGUCCUUGUGUUGGUAGUGUAAAAGAAAGAAAUUAGCCUUGUGAACAUUAUAGUUAGCACAGUAGCAAAGGAAGCCUGGGUUCCAGAAAUAAUAGAACAGCAUCUCUAUUUAACUAUUGUGUCAGCAGUUAUCUCUGUUCACCAAUUAUAUCAGCAUCUCCAUCUUUGCCCUACUGAAUGAAAAAUGUUUUCUCCAAUUAUUUUCACCAGAUACACAGUAGAGCUUUAGUUGAUGGGCCGGGCGUUGGUAUUGGUCUUCUGUAUUAGAAACAAACCUACUGAGCAUCUCAGCUGCAUAGGAGAAUAGCAAAAGUACUUUGGCCUUUGGAACGAGACAGACCCACAUGGAGUCUAACCUUAUGGGACAGUAGUUUCCAAAAAUGAAAGGUUAGCCUAAGGCCCAAGGUGGAAGGGGUUAAAUUAAAUGAAGGAAGUUGGAGAAUAUCACCGACUCAAAGGACAUGAGUUUGAGCAAGCUCUGGGAGAUGGUGAAGGACAGGGAAGCCUGGCGUGCUGCAGUCAAUGGGGUCGCAAAGAGUCAGACACGACUGAGCGACUGAGCAACAAGUAGGAGGAAGAGCUCAGUACCAGCACAGUGAUAUAGAGGGAGUGGUUCCCUUUCAUCUCCCCAGGGCCAGAGAGAGGCGGGUGCGAACAGAGACCUUUGCAAACCCUAGACCAAAUGUAGAGUCAAAAGUUAUUUUGCCCCAAGUACCCCUUACCUCCCCUGCACCACUGUGCCUGCAGGCCUUCUAGAAUAGAACAGAGCAGCAGAGCAAUAGUCUAAAAAUAGGAGAGACAGAGGGAGCAGGGCACAGCCGAUGUUAGGAAGAAAGACUGUCAAAGAAAGCAGCUGGGACUAAUGAACUCUACAUUAGCCAUAUUCCAUUCUUUGGACUCAAGUCAAAUGUCGGUCCCCAUUAGGCAAUUGGCUUUGACAGGAGCCGUGCUAAUUACCACUUACCAACCUUUAAUUUCUGGGUAAAAGCAAAAGGAAAAAAAACUAAUGGAUUUUUCAUUUUCCAGAAAGAAAGGAAUAAAAUAAUAGUAGUCUGUUAAAAAAUA